Setaria italica (foxtail millet) is the source of this 1395-nucleotide messenger RNA. RefSeq names its product disease resistance protein RPM1-like. The coding region runs from base 1 to 1395 and encodes 464 amino acids. The record is from RefSeq and is a predicted model, not a curated record. Lineage: Eukaryota; Viridiplantae; Streptophyta; Magnoliopsida; Poales; Poaceae. Gene Ontology annotation, biological process: defense response to other organism. The transcript has 2 exons.
AUGCCUAGUGAUAUCAAGAUUUGCUCUUUGUAUUUAAGCAUAUUUCCUAAAGGCCGCAAACUUAGUAGGAAACGGCUGAUCAGAAGAUGGAUAGCGGAAGGUUUUGUUAGGGAGAAGCAAGGUUUGAGCGUUGAGGAUGUUGCAGAGACAUGCUUUAAUCAGCUGAUUGAAAGGAAGAUAAUGCGGCCUGUAGAGCACAGCAGCAAUGGGAGGGUGAAAAGUUGCCAGGUCCAUGACAUGGUACUUGAAUACAUCAUUUCCAAGGCAGCCGAAGAGGAUUUCAUCACUGUAGUUGGUAGCCACUGGUCCAUGCCAACACGUAGCAACAAAGUUCGUAGGCUUUCCCUCCACAACAGUGACCCCAGGCGUACAAAGAGCGUCGAUAGGAUGAACAUGUCCCAUGUUCGGUCCCUGACUGUGUUCGGGAGCAUGGACAAACUGCAGUUCAAAUCACUCAAAACUGAACUGGUCCAAGUACUAGAUCUCGAAGGCUGCACAGGUUUGAGGGAGAGCCAUGUCAAGGUCUCAGACAUAUGCCAAAUGAUUCAACUCAAGUAUCUAAGCCUGCGGAGAACAGAUAUUAAAGAACUUCCCCCAAAAGUUUCCAAGCUCAGGAACUUAGAGACUCUAGAUGUAAGGGAGACAGGGAUUGAGAUAGUGGAGGGAUCAACAACAACUGCAUCAGACAUCGGUUACUUUACUGGGCUGAGGAAGUUAGCAAUUUACAUGAUCCACAAGAGUGAUGAGAUAUUUAGAGAUUUUCUCUCCUCUAUCCAGUACCUCAGUGGUUAUUCUCUCCAAACUCUUGUAAUCGAUGACAAGUCAUCUGAAUUUUUAAAAACCCUGGACUCAAUGUCAUCCUAUCCAACAGAUCUGAGAGCUCUUGAGCUGUCUGGCAAGUUGCUUAAACUGCCAAAGUGGCUCAAUGGUCUCCAGGAGCUCGUCAAGUUAACUCUUUCAGGGACAGCUCUCCGGACAGAUAACUUACUUCUCCUUAGAAAUCUAAGUUCACUGUUUUCCCUCACCUUUUCGAUCAGCAAGAACCAUGAUCCUGAAAUAGCAGCCAUUCUCGAGAAAAACAAGUCUGGUUCAGGAGGGGAGAUCUUUGUCCCAGCUGGAGGAUUCAGAAAGCUCAAACUGCUUCGCAUAUUUGUUCCUCUUCUUCCAUCGCUCAACUUUGCAAAGAAUGCUACACCACAGCUAGAAAAGCUUGAACUGCGUUUCAAAAUGUUGGAAGGUCUUCAUGGCCUGGAUGAACUUGGAAUGCUCCAUGAUGUGCUCUUAACAGUUGAUACCCAAGCAAAUGAGAUGACAAAAUUGAGAGUUGAUUAUUUGAAAAAGGAGAAAACCCCAUCAUCGAAGUACACCCUCAAUGUGAACAAGUAUCAUGAUUGA